AUGUCGACUCUAGAAGGCAAUCGUCUCAGAAAUGAGGCUAGAAUCAAAUACGGUCCUCAACUGCGAAACUCGUUCAAAAAGCUGGAUGUUGAUCAAAGUGGCUUUGCUUCAGUAGACGAAAUGUCAAAGUUCCUUGCGAAAAAAGGUUUCAUCAAAAACUCCGACGACUCGAUUUCUGACUUCAAUGCUUCCAUGACCCGGUAUCUGAACAAACUCAACUACGGAAAAGAAAAACCAGGAGAGCUGAGCGAAGAUGAAUUCGUCAAGUUUUGGGCGGAUCUUUACGCUCUGUUCGACAAAAUCGACAAAAAUGGAGACGGGUUUAUCAGCAUUUCCGAGUGCUGCCAAUAUCUUCUCGAGCGGAAAAUUAAGCAUCAACUGACCAAAAAUGAUUUGCUUUCUGAAGUCAAGCGAUUCUUCAACAAAGUCGAUACGGAUCGGAAUGGGAAGAUUACUCUUACCGAAUUCUUCGUCAAAUUGCCAGAUCUUGAGCUGCAAAUUAUCAAUAAAACACUUUGA
This is a messenger RNA of Oikopleura dioica, 519 nucleotides long. Lineage: Eukaryota; Metazoa; Chordata; Appendicularia; Copelata; Oikopleuridae. The record is from the annotation of a GenBank genome assembly.